Papilio polytes (common Mormon) is the source of this 450-nucleotide messenger RNA. Its product is annotated as endocuticle structural protein SgAbd-6-like. The coding region runs from base 30 to 386 and encodes 118 amino acids. The transcript has 3 exons. Gene Ontology annotation, molecular function: structural constituent of chitin-based larval cuticle. Lineage: Eukaryota; Metazoa; Arthropoda; Insecta; Lepidoptera; Papilionidae. Gene Ontology annotation, cellular component: chitin-based extracellular matrix. The record is from RefSeq and is a predicted model, not a curated record.
CAGUUCUCUAAUAUAUCACAACUAGAAAAAUGUUAAUUAAUAUGGCCUUUAUUGAACGCAUCUGCCUCGUAGCAGUAUUAUUAGCAACAGUGGAGAGCUCGCCUGCAGCGAUUGAUGGACCUGUACAAAUAAUUAAGUACGCAUACAGUAACAACGGCUUGGGAACUUACAGUUUCGAAUUCGUAGCAUCAGACGGUACCUAUAGAAAAGAAGAGGCUGGUAUCAUUAAUGAAGCAGGAACAAAUACUCUUACGAUUCGUGGUGAAUACGGAUAUCUGGUUCCUUCAGGGAAAUAUCACAGCGUUAGAUAUAUAGCUGAUGCUAACGGUUUUAAGCCGGAGAUACAUGACGAUGAUACUAGAUUUAAUGAUAGGAGAAUAAUUUAAUAAUUUAAAUUACAAAAUGAAACUUAUAAUUAUUAUAACUUCUAUUAGAAAUUUAUUAAAAAAA